Messenger RNA from Acanthisitta chloris (rifleman), 1086 nucleotides. RefSeq names its product centrosomal protein 41kDa (gene CEP41). The transcript is spliced from 10 exons. The record is from RefSeq and is a predicted model, not a curated record. Gene Ontology annotation, cellular component: ciliary basal body. Lineage: Eukaryota; Metazoa; Chordata; Aves; Passeriformes; Acanthisittidae. Gene Ontology annotation, biological process: protein polyglutamylation; cilium assembly. The coding region runs from base 1 to 1086 and encodes 361 amino acids.
AUGCCCCCAAACCCCAGAUACCAGCACAUCAAAUCCCGUGUGGACACUGGACACAGUUUGUCCAAGUACAGAGAGAAGCUGGAAGAGAUCCAAAGGAAUUACAGGUACAAGAAGGAUGAGCUGUUUAAAAGGUUGAAGGUGACAACUUUUGCCCAGUUGGUUAUCCAAGUUGCCUCUCUAUCAGAUGAAACCCUAGAAGUGACAACUGAGGAGCUCCACAAGCUGGAAGGUAACAAUAUUGGUUAUGCUGAUGCUGCUGCUCCAAAGGAAGAUGUUGAAGUGGCAGCAGGGACAAAUGGGAAAGGAAGUCCUGAGGGAACACCUAGUUCAGUGUUGUUCCUCAACAAUGCAGGAGCUGGAGAGCCAUAUCAUUCCACACUGCAGAGUGUGAUCAAAGGUGUUGGAGAACUGGAUGUGGAAAAGGACUCUCCAAAGAAGGAGCGCACUCAGGCUAAAGACAUGCCUUAUCCUGACUGUCCCUUCCUGCUCCUGGAUGUCCGAGACAAAGAUGCCUAUGACCAGUGUCACAUCAUUGGGGCUUAUUCCUACCCUGUUGCAACUCUGUCCAGGGUCAUGAAUCCAUACAUGAACAGUAUUCUGAAAUAUAAAAAUGCCCAUGGGAAGAUUAUCAUCGUGUAUGACAACGAUGAGCAUUUGGCCAGUCGGGCUGCAACAACCAUGUGUGAGAGAGGCUUUGAGAACAUCUUCAUGUUGUCUGGAGGCCUGAAGGUCCUUGCACAGAAGAUCCCAGAGGGACUGAUCACUGGCACACUCCCUGUGUCCUGCCAGGUGGCACCUCCCCCAGGGUCUGCCCGAAGGAGAACCACUCCCAGGCUGCCACCGACACGUGCUGAGAACAAGUGGAGAUACUCUGCAGAGGAUCUACAGAAGUUAAAAUAUUACCUGGACCAGGAGCACAUCGCUUCAGACACUGCUAGCUGUCUCAGCCGUGGUUUUUCGGGCCAUGAUUCCAAGAUUUCAUCCAUGAGGAGCACGUCCAGCCUCCACGGGAACACUGGCCAUGUGAGAUCCGUCACCUCCCGCUCCCUCAGCAGGACCAACCUCCAGCACAGGCCUUGGAAAUAA